Molecule: messenger RNA, 2271 nt
Organism: Phycomyces blakesleeanus NRRL 1555(-)
Lineage: Eukaryota; Fungi; Mucoromycota; Mucoromycetes; Mucorales; Phycomycetaceae
Exons: 9
Coding region: 1-2271 (756 amino acids)
Biological process (GO): double-strand break repair; DNA double-strand break attachment to nuclear envelope
Cellular component (GO): nucleus; Cul8-RING ubiquitin ligase complex
Source: RefSeq, a predicted model, not a curated record
AUGUCACAAACAUCAAAUUCGUCAAAGCUAUUUGACGGGGUUGUCUACAAAAUCGACCAAACAAUGAGUUCUCGUACGCGGAAUAAUCUCGAAGUAGCGUUAUCUUCCCAUGGUGCCAUUCCCGCAAAAGACACCACUCCAACACAUGCAAUUACAGAAUCCCCGCAUUAUGAUCUAGGCCCAGAAAUUGCGCAUGUAUCACCAAAAUGGGUGAUGGCUUCUAUCAAAGGAAAACAUGUCCAAAACGCAUCUUAUUUCUCACUCGAUCCACUAAAGUUUUUUUCGGGUGUGAUUAUAUCUACUUCUGGAAUACCUCCUUAUGACAGAGAUACGAUGUUUGGUGGAACCCAACUCUUUGGUGGCCAAUAUAGACUUGACUUGACUGAGGAUGUAACCCAUUUAAUGGUAGCCGAACCCGAAGGAGAAAAAUACACUGAAGCUAUUGCAGAUCCUGAAGUAUCUGUUGUAAUGCCAGACUGGUUUAAUGCAUGUAUCAAGCACCGCCGUCAUUAUCGUGAAGAUAUGUUUAAAUAUCCAGACCCUCCAAUCUUGCGCAAUUCCAAGGAAAAUGAAAAGACUGCCGAGGAAAAAGAGGAUGACGAAGAACUAACUCUCCUCUAUCCUUAUGAUAAAACAUUGCCAUAUAAUUACAAGCCCAAAGAACUCUUUUUGAAAGAAUACACAUUCUUCCUCUCUAGUGACCUCAUGCUUCCUCGUUCUAUUAAAAGGGACUUGAUAAAAUACCUCGAAAGAGCCGGAGCUAGAGUGCUGUCAUACUACGACAGUCUUACGGUUGAUGUGGUAAUUAUGAAAUGGAGAGGAUCAAAACGGUAUAUUCAGGCAUGUCAAGAUAAAAAAAUUAUCGGCAGCUUCUGGUGGGCUACAAACACACUGUGUCGUGAAAGGUUUGUGUCUCCCCUCAAGUCUUUGUUGGAUUAUCCUGUUCCAAAGGGAGGCAUUCCUGCGUUGAAAGAUACGUCCUUUGCGGUUAGUGGAUAUAGGCAAGAAGCACGCAAAUAUGUUGUGUCCUUGAUCACUGCCAUAGGAGGAAAAUACACCAAGCAGAUAGUUCAAAACUCCACGACUCACUUGAUUUCAUCACGAAAAAAUGGCCCAAAGUAUGAGUUUGCCAAGGAAAACAAAAUACCUGCUAUCAAUCAUCUCUGGCUUGAAGAGACUUUUCAGCAAUGGGAAUGUAAACCAUUAGAUGAUGAGCGCUAUACAACUUUUCCUGAUGAAGACAUAUUAAAUGCGAAGGUUGGCAAGACUCCUGUGUGUCCCAAAGAGGUCGAGAGGUGGAUGGAAGAACCCCUACCAGAGGUUACUCCAUUACCCAACCAGCCUCAACCGAAUGUAUCUACAACUAUAUCCAAUGAGGAAGAUAUGUCCCGCGAGAUUUCUUUUGUGACCACCGAAGACCAGCAGGCUCCAGAGACACCACGGUCUGAAGUUCAGACCAAUGCCAAUGCCAAAGCCAAUGCCAAUGUCAAUGUCAACACCAAUACUAUUGAUGAUAACGAGGAUAGUGGCAACGGUGAUAAUGGUGACAGCACCUAUACGGAGUCAAGCCAAGCUAUAUCUAGACAAAGACGAGGAUCAACGCCUUUUGGUACCCAAAAGAGAUCGCACUCAGAAGUAGAAACAAGUAGUCAAAAGAGUCAAGGAAGGAAGAAAAAGGUUAAGCAAACGGCUCAGGUGUGUCGUAUCGCAACUACGUGCGUUGCACUUUCAGAAAAAGAAAAGUCUAAUGCACGUGCAUUAGGAGCUCAAUUCGUUGAAUCUAUAGCCUUUGCUACUCAUCUUGUAAGUGAAGAUCGAAUCAUCAGAACACCAAAGUUCCUUUGUGCUAUCAACCUCGGACUUCACAUCAUUCGGCGUGAAUGGAUCAAGGACUCGAUCGAAGGUCAUGAAUGGCAAGAUGAAAAGAAUUAUGCAAUACAUGAUAAAGAAUCAGAAAAGAAACUAGGAUUUAGUCUUGAUGAUAGUUUGAAUAUCGCCAGGGAGCGUAUUUUCUCUGGAGAGAAUGGAUGGUUGGAUGGAUUGACUGUCUAUCUUCCACCUAAGAAUAGAGACUCACUCAAGCAGGUAGUCGAGACCGCAGGUGGGAAAGUGGUUUUGCGUAAACCGCUCGCAAAUGACGACGUGCUGGUCAUAUCAGAGGAUAAAGAUCCUGGACUUAUCAGGUUGGGUUUCCAACUCUAUUCACCUGAUCUGGUGAUACAUGGUACAUUACAACAAAAGCUUUUGAAAGACAAAUAUCUUUUAUGGUAA